Molecule: messenger RNA, 1740 nt
Organism: Lepus europaeus (European hare)
Lineage: Eukaryota; Metazoa; Chordata; Mammalia; Lagomorpha; Leporidae
Product: bifunctional heparan sulfate N-deacetylase/N-sulfotransferase 3-like
Exons: 3
Coding region: 1-1740 (579 amino acids)
Molecular function (GO): hydrolase activity; heparan sulfate N-sulfotransferase activity
Source: RefSeq, a predicted model, not a curated record
AUGAAAUUUUCCCUUAAGAAACCUAUAUUCCUGCCUGCUGGUGAAUCCAGAUACCAGAAAACUAUUAGGGACUUAGGUUUACAGGAGUUGGACCUCAAAGAAGCCCAGAUUAAAUACUUGUCUUCAGCUCUGCUCCCUGGAGACUGGGCAGGGCGAUCAGAACCGCAGGCUGGGGAGCGACCCCCGGGGCCUCCUCCUCCUCCGGGUUCCGCGAGCUGGACCCUUGGAGCCGACCAGGGUGGGAGGCGAGCGGAUGGAGGCGGCUCCCGUCCCUCAUCCCCGCCUCCGCCCCUUCCCCGGGCGGGCACGCGCGGCCCGGGAGCGGGGAGGCGGCGUGAGGGCGGCGGCGGCGGCGGCGCAGCCGGGCGGGUCCCCGGUUCGCGUCUGAGCUCGCCCCGCUGCCGCUUCCCUCGGCGCAGACAGUGUUGCCGGGCGGUUGGGCCCGCGGGGACCCCAGGCGCAGGAGGGGACAGACGCCGCCCAGCGCCGCAAAACAGCCGGGCCACACCGCGGAAAACUGCUGCGGUCUUGGCCCAGAGGGCAGGAGGAUGCGGGCGAACAGCUGCAGCCCGAGACUAUAUUUCCUGUGAUCAAGGAACAUACAGAAGACGUGAGUUCUAUCAUGAGCUUCACCGACAUUUUCAAAGGACAGUUAUUCUGCUUACCACUUUUUGUAUGGUAAGCAUUAUUAUUUCUGCUUAUUAUCUGUAUAGUGGCUACAAACAAGAAAAUGAGCUCUCUGAGAUGGCUUCAGAAGUGGACUGUGGUGACCUCCAGCACCUGCCAUAUAAACUAAUGGAAGUGAAGACAACGAAAGUUUUUGAUGCCUCAAGGACAGACCCCAUCGUCCUUGUGUUUGUGGAGAGCCAGUUCUCAUCCCUUGGACAAGACAUCAUUAUGAUUCUGCAAUCAAGUAGAUUCCAGUAUCACAUAGAGAUUGCUCCUGGAAAGGGCGAUCUCCCAGCACUUACAGACAGAACUAAAGGCAAACACAUUCUCAUUAUUUACGAGAAUAUUUUGAAGUAUAUAAAUAUGGACUCUUGGAACCAAAGCCUCUUAGAUAAAUAUUGUGUAGAAUAUGGUGUGGGUGUCAUUGGAUUCCACAAAACUAGUGAGAAGAGCUUACAGAGCUUUCAGUUAAAAGGUUUCCCUUUUUCUGUAUAUGGAAACCUUGCAGUAAAAGAUUGUUGUAUUAAUCCUCAUUCUCCAUUGCUCCAUGUGACCAAAUCUUCUAAGCUUGAAAAGGGUUCUUUACCUGAAAUUGACUGGACAGUUUUUCAGAUUAAUCACUCAGCUUACCAACCAGUAAUAUUUGCCAAAGUAAAGACCCCAGAAAACCUUUCUCCUCCCAUCUCUAAAGGUGCUUUUUAUGCCACUAUCAUCCAUGACCUGGGGCUUCAUGAUGGAAUCCAGCGAGUUCUUUUUGGAAACAACUUGAACUUUUGGCUGCACAAGCUCAUCUUCAUAGACGCCAUUUCAUACUUGUCAGGGAAGAAGCUGGCAUUGUCUUUGGACAGGUACAUCCUUGUGGACAUUGAUGAUAUAUUUGUGGGAAAGGAGGGGACCAGAAUGAACACCAAUGAUGUGAAGGCACUGCUUGAUACUCAGAAUCUUCUGCGGGCACAAAUCACAAAUUUUACAUUCAACCUGGGAUUUUCAGGGAAAUUUUACCAUACAGAAGUUAAACUUACAACGUCAUUAAAUCUCACAACGGGAAACUCCAAGAACUUAGGGAAGUAG